Messenger RNA from Eublepharis macularius, 2268 nucleotides. RefSeq names its product T-box brain transcription factor 1 (gene TBR1). Gene Ontology annotation, biological process: commitment of neuronal cell to specific neuron type in forebrain; regulation of neuron projection development; regulation of transcription by RNA polymerase II. NCBI's taxonomy places the organism in Eukaryota, Metazoa, Chordata, Lepidosauria, Squamata, Eublepharidae. Gene Ontology annotation, molecular function: DNA-binding transcription factor activity, RNA polymerase II-specific; RNA polymerase II cis-regulatory region sequence-specific DNA binding. Gene Ontology annotation, cellular component: nucleus. Bases 1 to 2268 code for a protein of 755 amino acids. The transcript is spliced from 8 exons. The record is from RefSeq and is a predicted model, not a curated record.
AUGCAGCUGGAGCACUGCCUGUCGCCCCCGUCGGUGAUGCUCUCCAAGAAAUUCCUCCAUGUGAGCGGCGGCGGCGGCGGCGGCGGCGGAGGCGCGUACCCUCCCGCGGCGGGCGGCUCGGAGCUGGCCCUGCACGAGCAUCAUCACCACCAUCACCAUCACCACCACCACCCCGCCGCAGCCGUCCUCGCGGCGGCGGCGGCUGACAACCUGGAGAGAAGUUCACCUCUGAAAAAACUCGCCAGGGGGGGGAUGACGAAUCAGGCCGAGGCGGACGAUUUCCCUGACUCCAAGGACCCGCCAGGGGACCAGCAGCGCGGCAAACUCUCGCCCGUCGUCUUGGACGGCGGCGGCGGCCACGAGCAGCUCCGUCCCGCCUUCGAUGGAGCGGCCGCCGCGGCCGCAGCAGCAGCAGCAGCAGCGGCGGCGGCCGAUCGCUACCUGCUCUCGCCGGCGGCCGCCUCUUCGUCCUCGUCGUCCUCCUCGUCCUCCAUGUUCCCCUACCCGGGCCAGCACAACCCGGCGGCCGCCUUCUCCAUCGCCAGCCCCGGCCGCUACAUGGCGCACCACCCGGUGCUGGCCAACGGAGCCUACAACAGCCUGCUCUCCAACUCGGCGCCCCAGGGCUACCCGGCCGCCGGCUACCCCUACCCGCAGCAGUACGGCCACUCGUACCAGGGCGCGCCUUUCUACCAGUUUCCCUCCGCCCAAGCCGGCCUGGUCCCCGGCAAGGCGCAGGUCUACCUAUGCAACAGGCCGCUCUGGCUGAAGUUCCACCGGCACCAGACCGAGAUGAUCAUUACCAAGCAAGGCAGGCGAAUGUUCCCUUUCCUGAGUUUUAAUAUCUCGGGUCUGGAUCCUACGGCUCAUUACAACAUUUUCGUGGACGUCAUCUUGGCCGACCCGAACCACUGGCGAUUUCAAGGAGGCAAGUGGGUCCCUUGCGGCAAGGCGGACACCAACGUGCAAGGGAACCGAGUCUACAUGCACCCAGACUCGCCCAACACCGGAGCCCACUGGAUGCGCCAGGAAAUCUCCUUCGGCAAGCUGAAGCUGACCAACAACAAGGGGGCCUCCAACAACAACGGGCAGAUGGUGGUCUUGCAGUCCCUCCACAAAUACCAGCCUCGCUUGCACGUGGUGGAGGUGAACGAGGACGGCACCGAGGACACCAGCCAGCCCGGAAGGGUGCAGACCUUCACCUUCCCGGAGACCCAGUUCAUCGCCGUCACCGCCUACCAGAACACCGAUAUCACACAGCUGAAGAUAGAUCACAACCCCUUCGCAAAAGGCUUUCGAGACAACUAUGACACGAUCUACACGGGCUGCGACAUGGACCGCCUGACGCCCUCGCCCAACGACUCGCCCCGCUCGCAGAUCGUGCCGGGCGCCCGCUACGCCAUGGCCGCGGCGGGCUCCUUCCUGCCGGACCAGUUCGUCAGCAACUACGCCAAGUCGCGCGGCUUCCACCACCACCACCACCACCCGGGCGCCGGGGCCGGCGCGGGCGUGGGGCCGGGCGGGCCCGGGCCGGAGCGGGGCGUGCCGCACCCCAACGGCCUCCUGUCGCCGCAGCAAGCCGAGGAGCCGGGCGCGCCGUCGCCCCAGCGCUGGUUCGUCACUCCGGCCAACAACCGGCUGGACUUCGCCGCCGCCGCCUCGGCCUACGACCCCGCCGGGGAGCUGGCGGGCAACGCGGCCACCCUGCUGUCGUACGCGGCGGCCGGCGUCAAGGCGCUCCCGCUGCAGGCGGCCGGCUGCACGGCGCGCCCGCUGGGCUACUACCCGGACCCGUCGGGCUGGGGCGCCCGCAGCCCGCCCCAGUACUGCGCCAAGUCGCUCUCCUGCUGGCCCAACGGCGGCGGCGGCGCGGGCGGCGGGGCUGGCGGCGGGCGGGCCGGAGGCCACCCCUACUUGCCGGUGGGCGCGGGCGGCGGCGAGGAGGCGGACAGCCUGUCGGGCCCCGAGCGCUCGCCCCUGGUGGCGCCGCCGCCCCCGCCGCCCGCCGGCCCGCCACCCGAGGACUCCAAGCCGCCCAAGGACUUGUCCGACUCCAGCUGGAUCGAGACGCCCUCCUCCAUCAAGUCCAUCGACUCCACCGACUCUGGGAUUUACGAGCAGGCCAAGCGCCGGCGGCUCUCCCCGGCCGGCACUCCGGCCUCCGAGAGCUCCUCGCCGCUCAAGAGCGAGCCCCCGCUGGCGCCCCGGGACUGCGACAAGCCCUGCGCCAAGGACAUCGCUUACUACGGCUUCUACUCGCACAGCUAG